This is a messenger RNA of Triticum turgidum subsp. durum (durum wheat), 1230 nucleotides long. NCBI's taxonomy places the organism in Eukaryota, Viridiplantae, Streptophyta, Magnoliopsida, Poales, Poaceae. The record is from the annotation of a GenBank genome assembly.
AUGGAUCCACAACGCAUCGUCUACAGAGACUUUCCCGCCGACGUGCUGGCGAAUAUCCUGAUGCGCCUCCCGCCCAACACCCGCCGCCGGCUCCGCCUCGUCUGCCGGCACUGGCGCGACAUCGUGGGCACGCGCACCGCCACGAACCUGCGGAGCCGCGCCAAGAUACUCGUCGCCGCGACGGGCACUGCGUACGUCAUCGACAACCUAUCUGCGCCAGUGAAGCCCAGAGAGCUGUGGGCGUUCAUGAGCGUGGUCGGCACCUGCAACGGCCUCAUCUGCCUGUGUGAUGACCAGAAGCUCGGCGGCCCCAUCACCGUGGCCAACCCUGUCACCAGCGAAGCGCUGCGCAUCCCGCCGCUGCCGCCGCCGCGGCCUGGCGCCGACAUGUGCUUUGACAGGAGCUGGCACGCGGCCUACAGCUUCGCGUACCUCCCGACUUCGGGACUGUACAAGAUCGUGCACGUCCCGUGCCACCUGAACGGGUCCGUCUACGACAUGGUGCACGUGAUUACGCUGGGGGAGGCAUCCUGGCGGGGUGUGCCGGCCGGCUCGGGCGCGAGAUGCAGCCUCGGUGACAACGUCGUCAGUGUCGACGGCGUGACGUACUGGACCACGCCGGAGACCGACAAGGUUAUGUCGUUCGACCUCGAGGACGAACGCAUCACGCCCAUCAUGUUACUACCUUCCGUAGUGCUGUCCAGCUCCAAAAAUGGCGGCAGCUGGCACCUAGCAGAGGUGCACGGGAGGCUGGCCAUCGUCUUUAGCAAUUUCUCACCGUCAAUGGAGACGACGGAGGUCUGGGUAAUGCAGGGUCGUACGGCGGGGAAGAUCAGGUGGAGCCGCUGGUACAUCAUCCAGAUGAGAACGCCACGGCACCGGCCGCGGGAGCCGUCGAGAACAAAGAUGCGACGUCUCACGUGGCCGCUCCUCGUCCACGACGAGCAGAUCCUCACAUGGGAGUGGUCGUUGUAUGAACGAGAUCGUGUCUUGUAUAGGCACACACCGAUCGACGAGGACACAAGAAUGGUGAAGCACGGCAUGGUGGAUAUCAGCGACAGGAAUCGGGGGAUAGUGGUUGCCAACAUUAGUAUGGUGCCGCACCGCAACGACCGUCGGACAUUCGCUUACGUGGAAACCAAGGAACCAUUGAGUGCGUACGGACCAGUUCAUCGGUUAGUGUUUUGGCGAGAAAACAUAUUGCGCAGAAUUUUGUUAAAAGGUUGUUAA